Seriola dumerili (greater amberjack) is the source of this 3504-nucleotide messenger RNA. RefSeq names its product BCL2 interacting protein 2 (gene bnip2). The coding region runs from base 706 to 2112 and encodes 468 amino acids. Lineage: Eukaryota; Metazoa; Chordata; Actinopteri; Carangiformes; Carangidae. The transcript has 11 exons. Gene Ontology annotation, biological process: apoptotic process. Gene Ontology annotation, cellular component: cytoplasm. The record is from RefSeq and is a predicted model, not a curated record.
ACCUCUAGCUGGAAUCGUAAUUACAGAAUGCUUCAGUUAGCUAGCGUCGUUAGCAAACAACAGUGUUCUGUCUUUACAUUGCGGAGAUUGUUGCUGGAAGACCCUGGCUAUUUAAAUCAGCGGAUACUCAAUUAGUACUGUACAUGGAUCCAUGGAACGGUUGUCCUAAUGUUCUGUCGUAGGUGACAACUGCCUUGUCUUGAUUUUAUGGAUAACAGCCGGCGUCAAGUGGACAACAUUAGCCUCUUUUUCUGUGGCUAAAUUAGCUAACUGUAGCCCAUUAGCUACCGUGACCAACGUGUGUUAACGUUCGCAGGAGACCAGUCUAACUUGGAGGAAGGAAGGAAGGAAACAAACCGAUAAGUCGGAUCACCGCUGCUUAUGCAAAGCUAGCGCAGUUUUUGGGCUCCCGAGUUCACACCGUGACGCAUUUAGAAAAGGUGACUAUCUGUGCACCCUGUGUGACAUUUCACACUAUUUGGUUAAUAAGAUAUGCUGUUAGUUGGCGUAGCUAACUGUCAACAACAGUCCUCCCGGCUAGCUGUACAGGGGGAAAGAGCUAACACGCUAGCCACAAACUCUUAAAGGAGUUGUAUAAGUUAGAUUUAGCCAUCUGACUAAUUUAGAUAACUUGCAAACGGCCUUUUCAGACGUUUCACAGAGCGGACUCUUCACUCUGAUCCGCUUUGGCGACAAGAAAAACAUAUGGCAUCGGAUGUGAUUGAGAGUGAAGCGGUGUUGAAGGGUGUAAGUGAUAUGAAUUUGAACAAUAGCAGCCCAGAUUUUGUCACACCCAGGAAGAGUCAUGAGGAGCUGGGGAACGGACAGACUUCCAGUCCCUCGUCUUCUGGGGUGUCUGGAGAAGGUGACGAGGAAGAAUUGGAGGAAUUACAAAAUAGCACAGCUCCUAUGGUUGGAAAUGGCGAAGAGGCACUUCAAGAAAGUCUAACCAAAACAAGUGGUACGCCACAGGAAAGAACAACUCCAGACAAUGAGCAGAAACAGCCGGGAGCAAGGAGCUCUACCCCAGUGAACCUUCCCCAGCCACGCUCACCAUCUGGACCCACUGGAAGCCUGGAGCGCCAAGAGUCAGUCGCCACAACAGAAGCCCGCCUAAGAAUGGAAGGAGUUGAACUUAAGGAAGAGUGGCAGGAUGAGGACUUUCCACGGCCCCUACCAGAGGAGGAGGAGCUUGAAGAUGAGCUUUUUGCUGGGACCUCUGAAGACAGAGACCCCGGCUAUGUAAUGGACCAUGGCAAGAAGGCAAAGAAAAAGCUUGCAGCUCCGGACAUCAGUCUGACACUUGAUCGCAGUGAAGGUUCUCUUCUCUCUGAUGAGCUGGAUGACAGUACAGAGCUGGACCUUGAUGACAUUGAUACACCCUCAGACAACAGCAAUGAGUUUGAAUGGGAAGACGACCUCCCUAAGCCGAAAACCACAGAACUACUACAGAAAGGUGUGGAGUCAGUUCAGGAGUACUCAGCCUUGGAGGAGAGGGAGGAGGGUCGACGCUGGAGGGUGUUUCGUAUCGGAGACCAGGAACACAGAGUGGACAUGAAGGCCAUUGAACCUUACAAGAGGGUUAUCAGCCAUGGAGGUUACUAUGGAGAUGGCUUGAAUGCCAUAAUUGUGUUUGCUGUGUGCUUUAUGCCUGAGAGCAAUCAACCAAAUUACAGAUACAUCAUGGACAAUUUAUUCAAGUAUGUCAUCGGCACACUGGAGCUUUUGGUUGCUGAGAACUAUAUGAUAGUGUAUUUGAAUGGGGCAACGUCUAGGAAAAAGAUGCCGACUGUCGGCUGGCUCAGAAAGUGUUAUCAGCAGAUCGAUAGGAGGUUAAGGAAGAACUUGAAGUCUUUGAUAAUUGUUCAUCCCUCUUGGUUUAUUCGCACCCUGCUGGCACUCACAAAACCUUUCAUAAGCUCCAAAUUUAGCCAGAAAAUCAAGUAUGUGUACAGCUUGGCAGACCUUGCAGAGCUCGUUCCAAUGGAGUAUGUGUCCAUACCAGAUUGUAUCAAACAGUUUGACGACGAAAAAAAUAGGAAAAACCGUAAAAGGAUCGACCAGGACAUGCAUGGCAAAGUGGAGAUCGCAGCUGCCGCUGUUCCAGAGUGACCCUGCUCACACUUUAAGAUGUGGAGGGGGAGAACGAUGAAGAAUGUUCAGAACUGCAGCCACUCUUAUGUUUAUGUUCUGGGUGACGCGACUGGAGACUUUAGAUCUUUGCAUCAGGAAAGUGCCUUUUUGAAACUAUGCUGCCUGUUACAUUGUGGAACUUUUUGCUGUAUUUCUGUGUCAAGCAGCUUGAUCUUCAGCAUUUUUUCCACAUGCUGUCUGAAAUGUUUUUAAUCCUUUUUAUUUACUGCCAAUAUAUCAUGUCAAACUUAGUUUAUUGAUGUUCCCUAGUUACUGUUGUAUCUACACUUUAUUUAAGGCACUCUGUUACAAAUGGUUGAUGCAUGCUCUGCUUUAUUACAUUUAAAUAUAUAUUUAUAUUCAAAAGGUGACAAAGGAGAGAAAUUAAUAUAUUUUUAUGGUUGCUCUGAUUUUAAACUACAUUUUAGGUCUCUGACCCACCCACUGAGUGGCAUUUCAUAGGACAAGAUUUGACAGCACCUUUUUCACUGUUCACUGCUGACGUUCUCUGUUAAAAUCCUGCCUGGGGAAAAUAAAGUUUUAUUUUUUGCCCCUCACUUGAAUGUGCCCUCUAACUUGUAGAGGGAGAACAUUUGUGAGAACAACAGUCUCAAGCAAAGAUGUAGGUCAUAACAUAACACUAUUUCCUCCAAAUCAAGUCACGGGCCCUGUUCUUCAAAUGUGGCUUAACUAAUUCAGGCUAACUGGCUGAAAUAAUUCUGUUUAUUCUCAUCCAGCUAAUUUGGUUCUUUGAACACAAUUUAAGAAUUGAUUUAUUUAUCCUGGAUGAAGUUAUCUUAAAUCACAGUGCACUCUUAUUUUGAAAUAAAAGCAAAAUGAGCAUAGAAGUGAGACCAUGAUCUGCAUUCGUAUGAUUGGCUGAUCAUGUGAUUGCAGUUACAUGAGGUAGGUGUGGGAGUGGGGACCCUCCCAGCAUGCACUGGGGUCUUAUUUCAUGUUUGUUCCUCUGUUUUUAUAGGUGUCAUUUUGUUCUACAUUGUUCUCCACAAUGUUUUCAUCACUUCCACUCUUAAACAUUACUGGUGAACAUGGUUAGACCAUGAGCAAUGUUGGUAGCUGAUUGCUGGCAGUUCACAGUGGACAUGCAAGAGAUAAUCAUAAGCCUUCUAUUAAAAUAAAACCUUCCUGAAAUCUCAGUUUUCAGCAAAGUGAGAACUGCAGCUAGUAAUAAGUUUAAGUUUUGUGCUUUUACCAGUGGGAAUCUUUCAAUUGAGUUUACUUCUGUUUGCUCACAGUAUAUCAAACUAUGUUUUGUAUAUUUUAUCAUGUAUACAUAUGUGUACCUAUAAUGUAGGUAAGUAUUAUGAAAAUUUAGUUGUAAUUGCAGCAACAAAUCAUAAAGAUUUCUCA